Molecule: messenger RNA, 876 nt
Organism: Pochonia chlamydosporia 170
Lineage: Eukaryota; Fungi; Ascomycota; Sordariomycetes; Hypocreales; Clavicipitaceae
Product: N-acetylglucosaminyl-phosphatidylinositol de-N-acetylase
Exons: 3
Coding region: 1-876 (291 amino acids)
Biological process (GO): GPI anchor biosynthetic process
Cellular component (GO): endoplasmic reticulum
Molecular function (GO): N-acetylglucosaminylphosphatidylinositol deacetylase activity
Source: RefSeq, a predicted model, not a curated record
AUGGACCCUGUGCUCGGUCUUCUGGCGACCCUGGUGGUGGUGGUUCCCGUUUUGUACAUGUACACCGUCAGCGUGGUUCAGUCGCGAUUCCCGGCUCUCAACAACAAGCGCAUCUGCUUGCUCAUUGCUCACCCCGAUGACGAGGCCAUGUUCUUUGCUCCGACGGUACUGGCUUUGACGCGACCUGAAACCGGCAACCACGUUAAGAUCUUGUGUUUGAGCACCGGUAAUGCGGACGGGCUUGGAGAGACGAGAAAGAAGGAGCUCGUAAAGAGCGGCAUGCACUUGGGCUUGAGGGACGAGGAUGAUGUGUUUGUGGUGGACAACCCCACUGACUUCCCCGACUCCAUGACCACGAAAUGGGACGAAAACCGAAUCGCGACUCUCCUCUGCAGCGCCUUUGCGCCGCAGCUCGGCAGACAACGAAGCGACGACUCCGCCAAACCAACCGCCAACAUCGACGUACUAAUCACCUUUGACGGCAGCGGCGUGUCGUCGCACCCAAACCAUAUAUCUCUUUAUCACGGCGCCCGUGCAUUCGUGGCCGGUCUCAUGCGGGGCAAGUCUGGCUGGACAUGCCCGGUCGACCUCUACACGCUGAGCACCGUCAACGUCGUGCGAAAGUACUCGGCAUUUCUCGACGUAUUUGCGACCAUGGCUUCAUGGGCUAUUGGCGUGCGGCACGAGGACAAAGCACACCCAGGCGGCCUCGUGUUUAUGAGCCAGCUCAUCGGAGAGGGAGGCCUGCCCACGGCCAUGGGUGCCAUGACACAGGCGCACAAGAGCCAGAUGGUAUGGUUCAGGUACUUUUACAUUGCGUUCAGCAGAUACAUGGUGAUUAAUGAUUUGCGGUUGGAAAAGGUCAAGAGCAAAUGA